CUCUUCAGUCAUUCAUGUCUCAGAAUUUGUGAAGAAAUGUUCAACGUCCAGACUAAGUAUUUUAGUGUAAGUAAAACUCUUCUGCUCGCUGUUGGCUUGUGGCCUUAUCAACAGUCGAACUUCACUCGAUUUCAAUUUAUUUUCUUGUCUACUAUUUUGACGACACAAGUGAUAUUUCAAUUUGCAGUAUUUAUUUCACAAAGAUGUACUCCGCUUCUCAUUACCAAAGUUUUAUCCCCCGGACUUGCGUGCACAAUUCUUGUAAUAAAAUACAACAUGUUCUUUGUCAAUGUAAAAACUGUGAAGGAUUUAUUGGAACAAUUAGUGGAUAUGUGUAAUAAAUUAAAAGAUGAAAACGAAUUUGCUAUUAUAAACGAAUAUGGAUGUGAUAGUAUACGUUAUACUAAGUUACUUAUAGUAAUUGGCAUUAGCAGCAUAUUUCUUUGCACUUUUGCGUCACUUUGGUCGGAAAUUUUAGAUAUUAUUUUACCAACAAAUGUGUCAAGAUCGCAUAAUUUUCUAAUUAUGACGGAAUAUUUUAUCGAUCAACAAAAAUAUUUUUAUAUUAUACUAGUGCAUUUUAUUUUAUCGAUUGCUAUUGGAAUAGCUGUAAUAAUAGCGAUAUCAGCAAUGCUCAUUACAUAUUUUCAACAUAUUUGUGGAAUGUUGAAAAUAGCCAGCUACCGUAUCGAACGUGCAAUGAACAUUAAUAUAUUGCAAAAUAUUAAUGAGAUGAAAUACAUUUUUAUACACGAGGGUUUAAUUUGCGCUGUAAAUAUUCAUCGGCAAGCCAUGAACUUAUGCUUAGACAUGCUAUCUUGUAUUGAGACAAUGUUGUUCUGUUUAAUAAUAUUUGGAGUUUUAAUGAUGAGCAUCACCUUGUUUCAAAUUUUUCAGAUUCUAUCAAUUGAAGGAGAUAUCAAGGAAUGUCUAGUGCCUUUUAUAGUCGCUUUGUUCAGUGUCGCGUAUAUGUUUGUAUCCAAUUAUAUCGCUCAAACAAUAAUGAAUCAUAAUGAACAUAUAUUUAUUACCGCAUAUAACGUUAAAUGGUAUAUAGCUCCAUUAUGUAUACAGAAAAUGACGCUGUUUCUGUUGCAAAGAAGUUCUAAAAAUUUUAAUUUGAACGUUGGUGGACUGUUUAAUGGAUCUAUAGAGACUUUUGCUACGCUAGUAAAGACUUCAGUAUCGUAUUUUACAGUCAUAUAUUCUACUCAAAAAUGAGACAAUAAUCUU
Nylanderia fulva is the source of this 1233-nucleotide messenger RNA. RefSeq lists its product as uncharacterized. Gene Ontology annotation, molecular function: olfactory receptor activity; odorant binding. Gene Ontology annotation, biological process: detection of chemical stimulus involved in sensory perception of smell; sensory perception of smell. Lineage: Eukaryota; Metazoa; Arthropoda; Insecta; Hymenoptera; Formicidae. The record is from RefSeq and is a predicted model, not a curated record. Gene Ontology annotation, cellular component: plasma membrane.